AGUUUUUCAUGGGCUGACCCGGUUAUGUGGCCUUGUUAGUUUUCGCCUAAUUUCAAAUAACAGCAAUUUCUUAGUGGCCCGUACACUCUGCAGCAGUGCGGUGCGGGCGUGCGGCCUCCCUUUUUUUCUCCAGUUCCUCCGGCGGCGGCGUGCUUGGCGGUGCGCCAGGUGCCCAGAUCUCCACCAUCUUAGUCGCCGGCGACGAGCAUCACCAGGUUCCCGAUGACCAUGGCGCAGCGCACGAUGUGCCUGCUUCGGCGGUCCAUUGGGUUUACAGGGCCGCAGGCACAGAGAGCCCUGAGUACCACUGCCGCGCCGGCGGCGGAGGGUGCAGCCGUGGCUGAAGCUACGGCGAAGGAGGCGAAGAGGAGGAGGAAGAAUCUGUUUGACGUAGUGCAGUUCCUGCCAGAGUGGGGCAUUGGAUACAAGGUUGCCAAGACCACCUGGCGUGAUGUCUCCUAUCAGAUCACCAAGAUCAACCUGUACAAGGAUGGUCGGCAUGGAAAGGCGUGGGGGCUUCGGUACAAGGCAGGUGUGCAAGCUGCAGACACCCCAACUAGGAUCAGCGGUGUUAACAAACGUGGGUGGAAGUACAUAAAAGAAUCACAGAAGAAACUACAAGAAGCCCCCAAAGUAGACGUAGCUGUUGCUGCUGCCUAGUUUGUAGUUACAUGCAUGUUUGUUGUAAGAUGAUUCGGUAAAUCUUUAGAUGGCUGUUGCCAGGGUGAGAACAGGGAACCACUUUUUUUUUGGAUCGACUCUAUACUUUUUUGUCGAUGACGACUGAACCUCUCUGCAACAUGUCCAGUUUCUCUUCUUUUCUUUUCCUUAUGGAACGAACCUUUACCGUAAUGUACUGAUGCAGAAGAACUGUGUUGAUUGUGGCAAUCUAGUUUCCAUUCAAAUGCAAUCCUUGUUUCAUUC
Molecule: messenger RNA, 924 nt
Organism: Zea mays
Lineage: Eukaryota; Viridiplantae; Streptophyta; Magnoliopsida; Poales; Poaceae
Exons: 4
Coding region: 223-660 (145 amino acids)
Cellular component (GO): mitochondrion
Molecular function (GO): structural constituent of ribosome
Source: RefSeq, marked validated